ACUCUAUCUUGAAGGACACACCAAGCUCUCCAGCCCCGAACCUACCGUCGGACAUGGACCGACGAAACUUCCGGUCCGGGAUGACUUCUCCCGUUGGGGAUUUCGAACCGUUCGAAGAUGAGGCAGAAAUUCUGGGCGAUACUACGGUGCGUGAGGAAAUUUACGACGAGGAGGAAGCGGAUGGUGAGGAACUGUUCGGUGAUAACAUGGAGGCAGAUUAUCGUCCUGCACCGCAUCUCGAUCGGUACGAUAUGGACGAGCUGGAUACGGAAGAGUACAGUGACAUCUCGCAAACGGAUCGUGCCGCGGCUGAAGCCGAGAUGCGCCGGCGUGAUCGUGAGGCGGGUGUGCAUCGUGAUCAUCGGGAUUUGUUCUACGACAAAAGCGACGAUGAAGACGAAAUCCCACGGGCGAAACGGCGUGCAGCAGAAAAGGCGGCGGAACUGGGCACGGAAACGGAAACCGAUGCAGAGAUGGUGGAAUCGAUCGAAAAUCUCGAAGACACGAAGGGACACAGCAUUAAGGAGUGGGUUUCGAUGCUGGCACCGCGGACGGAAAUUUCGAACCGUUUCAACAGCUUCUUGCGCACGUUUGUGGAUGAGAAGGGCCAUUAUGUGUAUCGGGAACGGAUCCGACGGAUGUGUGAACAGAACAAUUCUAGCUUUGUGGUGUCGUACACGGAUUUGGCACACAAUCAGCACGUGCUGGCGUACUUUUUGCCCGAAGCACCAUUCCAGAUGCUUGAUAUUAUGGACAAGGUGGCAAAGGAGAUGGUACUAAGUCUAUAUCCGACAUACGAGCGCGUCACGAAUGAAAUUCAUGUUCGAAUUUCGGAUCUACCGCUGGUGGAGGAAUUACGUACGUUCCGCAAACUUCAUCUGAAUCAGCUCGUGCGCACGCUAGGAGUCGUUACUGCCACGACCGGUGUACUGCCGCAACUGUCCGUCAUCAAGUAUGAUUGCGUCAAAUGUGGUUACGUUCUGGGACCUUUCGUACAGAGCCAAAACACCGAGGUUAAGCCCGGUUCCUGCCCGGAAUGUCAAAGCGUUGGUCCAUUCUCGAUCAACAUGGAACAAACGCUGUACCGGAACUAUCAGAAGAUUACGCUGCAAGAAUCGCCAGGGCGCAUUCCCGCUGGUCGAAUCCCACGCAGCAAGGACUGUGUCCUGUUGGCCGAUCUUUGCGAUCAGUGCAAACCGGGCGAUGAGAUUGAGGUGACCGGCAUUUACACCAACAACUACGAUGGAUCACUCAACACCGAGCAAGGAUUCCCGGUAUUUGCCACGGUCCUGAUCGCAAACCAUCUGGUAGUGAAGGACAGCAAACAGGUUGUGGCUUCCCUUACCGACGAGGACAUUUCGACGAUUCAGCGUCUCAGCAAGGAUCCUCGCAUCAGCGAUCGUAUUACCCAGAGUAUGGCACCUUCGAUCUACGGCCACGAGUACAUUAAACGUGGUUUAGCUCUCUGUCUGUUUGGUGGAGAAUCGAAAAACCCGGGCAACAAGCACAAAAUCCGUGGCGACAUCAAUAUCCUACUAUGCGGUGAUCCCGGCACAGCCAAGUCACAAUUCCUGAAGUACACGGAAAAGAUUGCACCGCGGGCAGUAUUUACCACGGGCCAGGGUGCUUCGGCCGUCGGUUUGACGGCAUACGUUCGGCGCAAUCCUACCACGCGCGAAUGGACACUCGAAGCGGGGGCCCUUGUGCUCGCGGACCUUGGCAUCUGUCUGAUCGAUGAGUUUGACAAAAUGAACGAUCAGGAUCGUACGUCAAUCCACGAAGCGAUGGAACAGCAAUCGAUUUCCGUUUCCAAGGCAGGCAUUGUAACGUCGCUGCAGGCUCGCUGUGCGGUAAUUGCCGCAGCCAAUCCGAUCGGUGGGCGGUACGAUCCGAGCAUGACAUUCUCCGAGAAUGUAAACCUCUCCGAACCGAUCCUCUCGCGUUUUGACGUUCUUUGCGUGGUAAAGGAUGAGUUCGAUCCGAUGCAGGACAAACAUUUGGCUGAGUUUGUCGUCGGUUCGCACAUCAAAAAUCACCCAUCGAAGGCGGAAGAGAUCCCGGAUUCUCAACCGCAAGACACGAUGCAGAUUCCCCAGGAUCUGCUCAAGAAGUACAUCGUGUACGCGAAGGAAAAUGUACAUCCGAAGCUGACCAAUAUGGAUCAGGACAAAAUUGCCAACAUGUACUCGCAGCUGCGUCAGGAAUCACUCUCGACCGGCUCACUGCCAAUCACGGUGCGACACAUUGAAAGCGUUAUCCGCAUGUCGGAAGCACACGCGCGGAUGCACUUACGUGACACCGUACAGGAUGUGGACGUUAACAUGGCUAUCCGCAUGAUGCUGGAAAGCUUCAUCGAGGCACAGAAGUUCAGCGUUAUGAAAAAGAUGCGUUCCAGCUUCCAGAAGUAUCUGUCGUUCCAGCGGGACCAUUCGGAGCUGUUGUUCUUCAUCCUGCGCCAGCUAACGCUGGAUCAGCUGGCGUACCAGCGCUGCAAGGAGGGUGGUCGACGUGGCAAGGAAAAUAGCGGUGGUGAGCGUCCACGUACUACGGUGGUUGAGGUGAUGGAGAAGGAUCUGUCCGAACGGGCAAAGGCGAUCGAAAUCUUUAACCUGAAACCAUUCCUCGACAGUGAACUGUUUCGGCAGAACGGGUUCACGUACGAUGCUAAGCGUAAGGUGAUCGUACAGGUCGUACCGGAAGCGGCAGAACCUUAAACGAUCCGAAAACUUGCCGUUUAUUUAAAUGAA
Molecule: messenger RNA, 2747 nt
Organism: Anopheles maculipalpis
Lineage: Eukaryota; Metazoa; Arthropoda; Insecta; Diptera; Culicidae
Gene: Mcm2
Product: DNA replication licensing factor Mcm2
Exons: 1
Coding region: 54-2714 (886 amino acids)
Biological process (GO): double-strand break repair via break-induced replication; mitotic DNA replication initiation; DNA replication
Cellular component (GO): MCM complex; nucleus
Molecular function (GO): 3'-5' DNA helicase activity; single-stranded DNA binding; ATP binding
Source: RefSeq, a predicted model, not a curated record